Cucumis sativus (cucumber) is the source of this 1095-nucleotide messenger RNA. RefSeq lists its product as uncharacterized. Gene Ontology annotation, biological process: regulation of DNA-templated transcription; chloroplast organization. NCBI's taxonomy places the organism in Eukaryota, Viridiplantae, Streptophyta, Magnoliopsida, Cucurbitales, Cucurbitaceae. The record is from RefSeq and is a predicted model, not a curated record. Gene Ontology annotation, molecular function: double-stranded DNA binding. Gene Ontology annotation, cellular component: chloroplast. The coding region runs from base 1 to 1095 and encodes 364 amino acids. The transcript has a single exon.
AUGUCUAACUUCUUUCGCACAAUCCUUCUACUUAGAUCUCCAUCCUCACUCUUUUCUCACGGAUUUUCCCAAAGUCCGUUCAAAUCUCUCAGAUACUUAUCCACCUCUUCUGAGAUUGUAUCAUCUCCCAAAUCUGCUUCGUUGUCUUCUAAUGCUGUUCAGCUCGAGAAUAAUGGGAAGGCUCUAAUUGCGUUACUUGAGAAUCAGGGAUUCUCUCAAUCACAAAUCUCUGACCUUGCCAUGAGGUUUCCUAGAAUUCUUUCUAUGAACCCCGAGAAAAUUCUAUUGCCCAAAUUGUUGUUUCUUCAAUCUAAAGGGCUUUCUUCCCCAGAGGUUGUCAAAAUAGUAUGUACAGUUCCUAAUUUUUUUACAGGAAGUUUAAACAAACGAAUUAUUCCAGCCUUUGAUUAUAUUCAAGCCGUGCUUGGAACUGAGGAGAAGACUCUCAAUGCCAUAAAGCGCUUUGCGGGUGUUCUCGUGAAGGAUCUUCGAAUUUCAGUUGGUCCCAAUAUUGAAAUUCUGAAACAAAUUGGAGUGCCCGAUUCAAAUAUUUUAAAAUAUCUUCAGUACCAGCCUAGAACUUUCUUGAUAAACCCCAUCCGAUUCAAGGAGAUAGUAGAGAGAGUUACGGAAAUGGGAUUCAACCGUCAACAAUUGCAGUUUCUUGUUGCUGUUUUUGCUCUGCGAGCAAUGACCAAAUCUACAUGGGAUAAGAAGGUUGAAGUUUAUAGGAAAUGGGGAUUGUCUGAAGAACAGAUCUGUUCUGCUUUUAGAAGGCAUCCAUGGUGUAUGAUGGGUUCUGAGGAUAAGAUUAAUGGUGCAAUGGAUUUUUUUGUCAACAAAAUGGGAUGCAAAUCAUCUUUCGCUGCUACAAGACCAAUCUUAGUUUCACUUAGUAUGAAGAAGAGGCUUUUGCCUAGAGGCCAUGUUUAUCAAGUUUUGGUGUCAAAGGGAUUGAUUAAAAACGCGAAUUUUACUUCGUUGUUUUGCUCUUCUGAAAAGCGUUUCAUAGAAAAAUACAUCAACCUUCAUAAGGAGCAGAUUCCUGGAUUGUUGGAGUUGUAUGAGCAGAAAUUAGUGGAGUCUAGAAGAUGA